AUGUAAAAAUAGAGACUCAAAUAAUUGCAACUCGAUUAACCCAAACCAAUCAAGUAAAGUUCUGCAUAUCGUAAAUUUUAUGAUGAACAAUUCAUUCUUCUUUAAUAAUAAUACCCUAAACGAACAACAGAGGAACUUACUAAAUUGAUCAGCUCAAAAUGGAAGGUUAAAGAGAAAAUGAAUAAGCAAAAGUACUUUUAAAAAAAUGGUUUUGUGAACUUAAGCGAUACUGAAAGAGUCCCUGUGCCCUAACCUCCUCCUCCAAUUAUGAUAAUCUUCCAAAAACAAUUGAGGUAGGAUCUUGAGAUGACCCAUCCAGAGUACAGUGGAACUUAGAUAGAUAGCACUAUUAAAUUCGAAUGGGGUUCAAAUUCGGCCUUAAAAGAGAAAGCUGCCGAUGAAUAUAAAAAGUUGAGACAAGAAUAUGAAAACCAAAAGAAAGAAUUCAUAAUUAAAUAUGGUUUCUGGCCAUAACAUAAAAAGCAUUUAGGUGAGUAAGUUAAAUAGAUCCACCAUAACAGUUUACAAAUAAAUCCGUUGGCUUAAUUGCUUAAUAAAAAAGUCAAAAAAGAAUGA
Messenger RNA from Paramecium tetraurelia, 576 nucleotides. RefSeq lists its product as uncharacterized. The record is from RefSeq and is a predicted model, not a curated record. The transcript is spliced from 3 exons. NCBI's taxonomy places the organism in Eukaryota, Ciliophora, Oligohymenophorea, Peniculida, Parameciidae.